Molecule: messenger RNA, 1821 nt
Organism: Chenopodium quinoa (quinoa)
Lineage: Eukaryota; Viridiplantae; Streptophyta; Magnoliopsida; Caryophyllales; Amaranthaceae
Product: acetyl-CoA acetyltransferase, cytosolic 1
Exons: 15
Coding region: 465-1682 (405 amino acids)
Biological process (GO): fatty acid beta-oxidation
Molecular function (GO): acetyl-CoA C-acetyltransferase activity
Source: RefSeq, a predicted model, not a curated record
AUAUAGAGAUGGACGCCUUGUUUGAUUUAAUCUGCGAGAUCCUCGUGCUCUCCUCACUCUUCAAGUCCUAUAAAUGUCUGCCUUUACCACCCCCCUCUUUCUUCCCAUUAAUUCUUUCUCUCUGCUCUUCAAGUACUUUGAUUUCCUCUCUUUCUUAAGUAAGUAAUUCCAUUUAUAGUUUUAAUUCAUCACAUUUUCAAUCAUAUCUUCUUGUGAUUUCUGGAGUCAAUACCUGACUUUCCUCUUUCCUCUCUCUUCGAAGUUCGAAAAUCCUCUGCCAGUCCGCCGCUCUCGCUCGUCGGCUCCACUCCCGGCACUCCGUCCCUCCGUCCGUCGACUCAGCGCCGUCGCUGCUUCGUGAUUCACUGCUUCGUCCGUUCGUCGGCUCGUCGCUGGACUCGCUGCUCUCCAUUCGACCUCGCUAAAUCGCUAGACCCAAUUCACGUUAUUCGUCGACUUGAAUUAUGACUCCUGCACCAGAUUCCAAGUCAAUCAAUCCCAAAGAUGUCUGCAUUGUUGGUGUUGCACGUACACCCAUGGGUGGUUUCCUUGGUACACUUUCAUCCUUGACGGCCACUAAGCUUGGAUCCGUUGCUAUUGAGGGUGCAUUGAAAAGGGCAAACAUCGACCCAUCCCUUGUACAAGAAGUGAUUUUUGGAAAUGUUCUUAGUGCAAAUUUAGGUCAGGCUCCUGCAAGGCAAGCAGCAUUAGGGGCAGGAAUACCAAAUACGGUGGUAUGUACCACGGUCAAUAAAGUUUGUGCAUCAGGGAUGAAAGCUGUGAUGCUUGCGGCACAAAGUAUCCAAUUGGGUCUCAAUGACGUUGUUGUGGCAGGAGGCAUGGAAAGCAUGUCAAAUGCCCCUAAAUACAUAGCUGAAGCCAGGAAGGGUUCCCGUCUUGGACAUGACACACUUGUUGAUGGGAUGCUCAAAGAUGGGCUGUGGGAUGUUUACAAUGAUUGUGGCAUGGGAGUUUGUGCUGAAUUAUGUGCAGAACAUCAUGCAGUAACAAGAGAGGAUCAGGAUAACUAUGCUUGCCAAAGCUUUGAGCGUGGCGUUGCUGCUCAGGAGGCUGGUGCUUUUUCAUGGGAGAUAGUUCCCGUUGAAGUUUCCGGUGGAAGGGGAAAACCAACAACAGUCGUUGAUAAAGAUGAAGGCCCUACUAAGUAUGACCCUGCCAAAUUAAGAAAACUUAGACCAAGUUUCAAAGCAGAUGGAGGCACUGUUACUGCUGGAAAUGCUUCUAGCAUAAGUGAUGGUGCUGCUGCAAUUGUUUUAGUGAGUGGAAAGAAGGCACUAGAGCUUGGGUUAGAGGUGAUUGCUAAGAUUAGUGGUUAUGGAGAUGCUGCUCAGGCUCCAGAGAAUUUUACGACAGCUCCUGCCCUCGCAAUACCAAAGGCCAUUUCUCAUGCAGGCUUGAAUGCUUCUCAGAUUGAUUACUAUGAGAUAAAUGAAGCUUUCGCUGUUGUUUCUGUUGCGAACAUGAAAUUGCUUGGACUUUCUGAGGAAAAAGUAAAUGUGCAUGGUGGAGCUGUGUCUUUGGGACACCCUCUUGGGUGCAGUGGAGCACGAAUCAUCGUGACACUCUUGGGGGUACUACGACAGAAAAGUGGGAAAUAUGGUGUUGCUGGUGUUUGUAAUGGUGGAGGUGGUGCAUCUGCUCUUGUUGUAGAGCUUUUGUAAGACUUGAUAUUUAAGGCUUAUUGAGGACUUAGCUCAUCACAACGUUGGAGGAGCUGUUAGAAAUAAGUUGUAUGCAACCUGUCAUUUAUGACAUUUUUUAUGCCCCCCUUUAUAUGGCUCCAGUAAUGCAAGCAUUUUU